AGAAGUCACAAACAUAAACUUGCGUAUCUCUGCUCUCGUCCUUGUUCAUCUUCUCUUCUCUUCGUGCCCUCACACUCUUCCUCUCCAUCGUCAGCUCCAUCUCUCUCUCUCUCUCUCUCUCUCUCUCUCUCUCUCUCUCUCCAAGACUCACAAUCACUCACCAACAGACCAUCACAGGAUUGGGAGUUGGAGGUCGUGCUAGUGACUCAGUUCUUUGAGCUUCUUCAUGGGAGUGAGACCUUGCCUCUCAUGGAAGGUAGGUUGAGGUGGAGGCAUGAUCAAAGGUUUAUUGGUGGGAUCUUUCUGUCUUCUUGUUGUUGGAUCAGGCAGAUGGCAAUGCAGGCGGCAUUUCCUUCUGCUGCACUUCAUGGUGCUCAAAUUGUUGCCAAUGCCUUUGUUGAGCAGUAUUACCACAUUCUUCACCAAUCUCCCGAAUUGGUUUAUAAAUUUUACCAAGAUUCAAGUGUGCUAAGUAGGCCCAACUCCAAUGGUGUAAUGACUUCGGUGACAGCAAUGCAGGCAAUCAAUGAAAAGAUUCUAUCCAUGGAAUACCGGAAUUACAAGGCAGAGAUAAAAACUGCAGAUGCUCAGGAUUCAUACAAGGAAGGAGUGAUUGUUCUUGUAACAGGAUGCUUAACUGGAAAGGAGGACAGUGUUAGAAAGAAAUUUACGCAGACAUUCUUUCUAGCUCCACAAGAGAAUGGCUAUUAUGUCCUUAAUGAUGUUUUUAGAUAUGUUGAUGAAAGCCAAUCAUUGGAUUUCAAUUCCGUGUCGGAAAACGGCAUUAAUGACAACACUCAACUGGCCCCCUCAAUGUUGGAUCCAGAGUCCAUUCGUGGUCCUGAUCAGCCUUCAUUGGAGCCUGUUGCGACCAUUGAGGCUGAGGAUCUGAAUGGUGCAGAAGUUUGUGACCCUUCGGACCAUGAGGAAGGAUCAGUUAUUGAAGAAGAGAUUAUUGACGAUCCCCCAGCUCAUUCAAGUUCGAAUGAAGUUGAUACAGUUGUCAGUUUGGAUCCUGCGGCUGCUGCAGCACCAGGGGAGAAGAAAUCUUAUGCCUCAAUCGUGAAGGUUACUAAGGUUGUUGCUAAAGCAUCUACCCCAGUCUAUGUUCCUACCCGUAGCAUGAGGGUGGCAGCUGCAAAUGUAGAUCAACAGUCUCUGGGUUCUGCAAAACCACCUCCUGAGUUAGAAGUGCCAGCUCCUAGUGACAGUGCUCCUGAAAGUAUCCAAGAGGAAGCUGAAGGCCACUCCAUAUAUAUUCGGAACUUGCCUUUGAAUGCUUCGGUUGUGCAGCUUGAGGAGGAGUUCAAAAAAUUUGGGCCCAUUAAGCAUGGUGGAAUCCAAGUCAGAAGCAACAAGGGAUUUUGCUUUGGCUUUGUGGAGUUUGAAUCAUUGGAUGCCAUGCAGGCUGCUAUAGGGGCCUCAACCGUAACAAUUGGGGGUCGUCAAACCGUAAUUGAGGAAAAGAGGACUACCACUCGAGUUGGAAGCAGCGGGAGAGGGAGGUAUCCUUCAGGGAGGGGUGGAUUCCGCAAUGACGGCUUCAGGGGCCGCGGCAACUUUGGUGGUGGCAGGGGCUAUGGCAGAAGUGAGUUUUCAGGCCGACCCAAGGGCCCAAGUGGACGCGUUGGAGAAGGUUAUCAACGCAUUGAUCAGAACGGAGGUGGGAGAGGAGGUCGUCAGGGAGAGGGCAAUAAGAGUGUUGCUGCAGCAUAAAGGGUCAACAAAUUCAUCGUUGGAGAUCAUUUUUUCUCAGCAGAAGGGGAAUAUUUUCCUUUCUUUUCCCUUUUUGCUUAGUUUAGGAUUGAUAUUUCUCUUUGAUAUUAUGUCAACCCCUUUUCUGUCUUCGGGAUCACGGUUAGGUUACGUAGUUGGUAAAUUAUUCAGUUCAUUCAAAGGUUUCAUAAAUGACAUGAAAAGGUGUUUUGAUCUGCA
Rhododendron vialii is the source of this 1935-nucleotide messenger RNA. RefSeq names its product nuclear transport factor 2. NCBI's taxonomy places the organism in Eukaryota, Viridiplantae, Streptophyta, Magnoliopsida, Ericales, Ericaceae. The transcript has 10 exons. Gene Ontology annotation, molecular function: mRNA binding. Gene Ontology annotation, cellular component: cytosol; ribonucleoprotein complex. The record is from RefSeq and is a predicted model, not a curated record. Bases 250 to 1716 code for a protein of 488 amino acids.